ACUGAAGAACCAUACUGACCUGCAAAGCAAUCAUUCGAACUCAAACAAAAUGUGUUACGCUGAAAACUUAGGAUCUCACGAACUCGUUUUGAAAGAAACAACUUCCUUUCAAUAAUCCACGCCUUUCCCGGAGACCACUGCUCAUUCGCCCUCAGUAUACUGUUCCUCCUUUCAAUGGCACCCAGUCAGAUUUUAGAACUUCCAAAGGCGGUGUUUCAAGACCAUCCGCCGUUUUCACCGGAUGCAAUGCAAGAAGUCGAGAUUCGGCAACCACGAAGGUGCCAUUUUCCGGGGUGGGAUAGAGCACUGAAACUCACAUGCGAGUUACGUAUAUAUGCUUGAAAAUUAUUUUACUCUCGCCACUGGUCUUCAGCUUCGCAUACGAUGAUUUACGCCUGAUAUUGCCCAAGCUGUCCUCCAGAAAUCGUCCUUGACACAAGGUAUCCCCACCCCUCACCUUGACGGCAGCUCAACAGGCUCUAAUCGCUCCCGCAAUGUUUCGCCAACUCCGCCGAGCAUUUUCGCAUCACCGUGAAGAUAGUUGGCAACUUCCUGCAGGGUGGGAAAUAGACCCUAGCCGCUCGAAUACCCACUUGUCAUCCACUAACGCGUCGCGGUACCGCCUGUCCUUUGAUGAUAGAGCUUCUGCAGAGAUAGAGUCUGUUGCAUCGGUAUUCGGCAACGCUUGCACAUUUACAGAUCCUUAUUUCGACAGGAUUGGAGAUGAUGGGAGAGCGUACCUACAGGAUCUUAGUAUACUCUAUGUGGCAGAUAGCAGUGCAGGCGAGUUCAGGUCGGCUGUGCAAAAUUUAGUGCGAAGGCAACUGGAGGCGCAAUGGUGGAUUUUGAGAAGGAAUGUAGACGAAGAGCGAAGUGAUGCGGGGAUGAGUAGGUAUGGGUCGGUAAUGGAGAGCGAUGUGGGAGAAGAGCAAACGGUUGAAUCGAUGGGAGAUACGCUGCCUAGCCAGAUAUGGCAAAGUACUUUCUCACAUGACGGGCCGUUGUCUGAAACUAGUAGCGGGAUGACGGACGAGCCACCCCCUCCAUAUCGUUCUCAAGAACUCUCUGAAGACUUGCGACGAAGUUCACCAAUCUAUCCUCAACUACAGUCGCAGUUUGAGAACGAGAGUUACCAAAGAUGGGGCUCGACACCAACGUACCAUUCUUUCGGCUAUCCUUUACCUAUACACACCCCUCAUCAUUUGUCUAUCCAGCCAGCACAGCCGCUUUCACCGGCAGCAUUGUACGAGUCAUCGUAUCACUCUUCUUUGACUGACUCUACUCGCUCUCACUCCUUUGUAGGUGGACAUCCUGGCACGAGGCAUUCUGAAGCCUUGGCUGCACCUUCAUCAUCUCUUAUCUCUCAUCCAGAAGAAGGAGCUACGGGUCAUGGGCUGGCAUCGAACCUUAUCGAUCCCUAAUACUCGGAUUUCUCUAUCUGCAGAUUCUUACGGAAACAGCUUUGUUAGUCUACGUGACUCAAACACCGACAGUAUCAAAGUCUUUAAUCCAUUUACCCGUCAGCCCAUCAAUGACUCCUCACUCAUCAUCUUCGGACCUCUCCGUUUCCUCAACAAACUCAGUUUUAUUAUCGUCGCCGUUGACUGACAGCCCCCGUCAGUCGACACACUUGAUACAGCCAUCAUUCGGUUAGUCAUCCAUAUUAUCUGUAGGGAUGGCCUUAGCCAAACUUGCAGCAGCUGAUUGGAGCAAAGCUAUUGAUUUGACGUCAGACGAUGAGAGUGAUUACAGUGUCGAAGGUGAUACGGGGUAGCCAAAAUAAUUGAUGGGUCUGAAUCGACAUAACAUACCAUUGUGUCAUCCGAAAUGAAUUGUAUGAUCUCUGUAAUAUGUAGCGAUCAUCCAUAGUCAAGUUUUGCAGGUUCGAUAAUACUUAGCGAAGCAUAAAUUACGAUAACUUGCAAUGCUAUACAUUUAUGCAUCCUC
This is a messenger RNA of Cryptococcus deneoformans JEC21, 1947 nucleotides long. RefSeq lists its product as hypothetical. The transcript has a single exon. Bases 495 to 1421 code for a protein of 308 amino acids. The record is from RefSeq and is a predicted model, not a curated record. Lineage: Eukaryota; Fungi; Basidiomycota; Tremellomycetes; Tremellales; Cryptococcaceae.